Molecule: messenger RNA, 8799 nt
Organism: Anthostomella pinea
Lineage: Eukaryota; Fungi; Ascomycota; Sordariomycetes; Xylariales; Xylariaceae
Source: the annotation of a GenBank genome assembly
AUGGCCCCUCGAUCGGGAGCUCGGGAGCUCACCCUAAAGAAAGCUCUAGAGUUAAUCGAGAGUGGCAGUAGAACAAAUGGCGCAUCCGGGUUGGAAGAUCUGGCCCACAUCUUCAAACACCAGUCAACUGCCUCCAAUCUCUCGGCCUUGAAUGAUAAGAGCUACCACAGACUCUUCGAGGCUAUCUUCCGAUUUGCCAUAUCCGAAAAAGAGGCUUAUUAUAAGGGCAAGGGCUCCAAACCCGUCGCUACCAGUAGACUUGUCAAGUGCGCAGAGGCACUUCGCUUGAGUAUAGAGCACGGAGCCUCCAAGAUCAAGCGAAAGACUGUCCUGGUCGUCAUUGAUCAUUUCACCCAGACUUUGCCACAUCCCGACGAUGGGCUUGUCCCGCCGCUAAUUCAGGACUACAUCAAAGCCUUGUGUGCUCUCCUUGGUAAUGCCGCCAAUGUUGAGCUUUUGACCACGUACGACGGCAAGGGAUGGUACACUUGUGUCGAUUUCACAAUCAAGAUCAUCACCGAAUCUCUAGAAAAUGGGGAUCGUGACCUGGGCCCUUCGCGUGCGUCACCGGCGCCUGGCACAGCGUCGAUGUCUCUGCCAAUGUCGACUCCCAGGUCGACGGCUACGUCGAAACGUGGCAGCAAUAGCCGGAUGCCACGUGGUUGCCUCCCGGAUCUCAUGCAAUGCCUCUUCUUCCUAGUUGCGACUCCGAACGCGCCACUCUUGCAGCGUUCCAAAGACAUAUCAUCGGCUGUUAUCGCAGUACUUCAGCUUCAUGCUCUAGGCAUGAGUCCGCUGCAUCAACUUGCGUUCUCCGUCAUCAAUUCGCUCAUAGUGACGACUCAGACAGAUGCUUCCGCCGAAGCAAGUUCACUGGCCGUAGAGUCUUUGCCGCUCAUUACCUACUGGUGGAAUGCUAGAACUGCGUCCAAAUACGAUGCAUUACUCAAUGGCGUUCGAACUGAGAUGCUCAAGCUUCUCUACAAUGUCCAGUUACAAUUGGAGCAUCUGGUCAAGAAAGACAGCGAGCCAGCACUGCUGGAAGACAUCGAGAAUUUGGCCGAGAUGUUCUGGUCAGAGUAUUCUCGGCGAGGCGAACGCGCCCAGCUCCAGCAGGAUGAUUUGGCGUACACGACCGGCAAUCAAACCAGCAAGCACUUCCAGGUACAGACCUUCGCCCUGCGGCCUUUCAACGUAGAAGGAGAGAGACAAUGGGGAGUCGUUCAGAAUUUGGCGUUCCUCGAGGGGCUCAUCUGGAAGAGGUCGCGAUCCGUUCAUCCAAGCCCUGUUGACGAUGAGCAGCCGCGCAAGAAACAACGAACCGCUGCUGGCUUUAGUAGGCUUCGUCAAAAGCUGAGAUCGAUUGAUCAAUCUACGCAAUACACAGCGCUGCAGAUGAUACCCUUCUUUGUCUCGGACCUUGAUAUUACGGUCGAUGAGAUAUCUGAACUCUUGCCGCUCCUGAUGGACCUCGUCACAAACAAGAACAGCAAAAUGUCUACCUGGGCGAUGAUAGCAUGUGCAAGUCUGGCCCCGAAAGCCACUGCCACCGAGGAUUAUCUGGCUGCUGUUUGGAAGCAAUCUUGGCAGCUUGCGGUGCGCUCUGUCAGUAUGACAGGAACCUGCCGUGCCUCGAGCGCCCUCUUACACUCCAUCGUCACUCAUGAGCUUGUAUCAUACCGCGACAUGACUGAUGACAUCAAUAAAAUGGUGACAGAUAUUGACGUCAACUGUCCUGCUGUCUUGGCCGAUUCCUCCCUUAUCUUGAUGACAAGAUUUCUCCAUCUUCGGAACUAUCACCUUCCAAACGCCAGCCACGCGACCAGCAACCAUAUUGUGCGCUGGAUGCUGUCCAGAUGGGAUCCUGCGGACGCGAACUUCAUCUCGUCAAAUGCCAUACAUGUCCCGCCGCUCAAUGUCGUCAAUGUUCUGCGAGCAGCAUAUGGCGAUCAGGAGCUAAUGCUUCCAAAAUGCUCUCAGAGUAUAGCGGGCCCAAUUGCAGAGACGAUAUCGCUACUCCGGGAACGUGAAAGUGUUGUGAAGUACCUGCUGCUUCUCGGAGAUGGUACUCCUGAAACCAGGUCAGAAGACGAUCUACUAAACCAUGUGACAGUGACACCUUCUGCCACAGUGCUCGCAGAUACCUCCAGUGCGUACGCUACGAAGAAGCUCGUAGCCGAGCUCUUCUAUCCUAAACUCCAAGGUGUUGGUGACUUGUGCGAUGCUUGGGCAAAGAAGGGCGAUGGCUCCACACAGAUCACAUCUGAAAGAUUGCAAAGCGUCGCUUCGUGCUUGAUCGUCGGCACACUAAUACUGCCCCAGCUGAAGGAAAUCAACACGCGACAGUCGCAAGAGAUGGAUGAAGUUUUCUUCAAAGUAAACCAGAGUCUUCUAAGGGCGGUAUCGGCCUCAUCCGAGAGUCAGCUUCUUUACGAGUCCCUUCUCAGAUCCCUCCGGCCCUAUAUGCCUACUUUGACCAAUAUGGAACUGACCCGGUUUGCGAAGGAGUGGCCAUACCUGCACCAACUCUUCUCUGAGCUGUCCGGCGCUCUCCGUCAGCGAGCGGAUAAGCAGUCCUCUGGCCACGACGGGGAUCUGAUGGACCUUGAUGACAACUUUGAGUCUCAAGGCAGUCGAGCAAGCACGGCGUCCAAGCCUAUUGAGGUUUCGCGGCGGGAGUCGUCUAUCGUUCUGCAAUCGACGGCCUUCUACAUUGACACUACCCAACGACUCCAUUUCCUCGAAGUACUCUACGAGGAUAAUGGCCAGGUUGGACUUGUUCCGCCAUCUUUCCUCGACGCAUUUCUAGAGCUCUCGGAUGAAGAAGUUCUCUCAUGCCGAUGCUUGAUCAAAGAAUUGUUUGAUUCUGAUCUCAUUGUCAACCCCGACGACGCUGAAAAGAUGAUCCAGAGAACGGGAGCACUGAUCGGCCAGCUAGCCUUCUCAAGCUGUGAAGUUGCUUUGAACAUCUGUCUCGAUUUGAUGGAAGGCUUCAUUACUAUAUGGGCUGAUGGCACAAGUGAACUUUCCUUCCUCGUGGGUGAUCUGUACAGCCACUACCUCAAUAAGGGGCUCUCGAUCAACCUUCUUUCUCAGAAUGUGCAGAUGUCGUUGUCGCGCCUGCUGCUGCAUCUGGCUCAUGUCAAUGACAGAUUUCCAGAGUCUGUCAAGAUGCCGCCUCCAAAUACGUCGCUACUCAGUAUUUUGGAGAGUAGCUCGCUGCCGGUAAAGUUCUACAUCGGGUCUCGACUGCCAAGUAUCUUUGGUCGUUAUGUCCUGAAGUUACACGAGGACAUGUUCGUCAAUGUCCUUGAAAACCUUCCGACAGACGAUGCGUUCCUUGAAGGUAUAGCUCUGCGGUUGUUCGUGCUAGCAGAGAUAGCUCGGCAGUGGCCGACUCUCUUGCGACGGGGCAUCUACCAUAUAUUCGAGACCCCUGGCAGUAUUCCGCAGUCUAAGCAGCAUGCGGCAUAUUGUCUCAAGAACAUAGCAGUCUCCCUGAAGCUCGACGAUACUCGCAAACUCUUCGACCUGUUUGCCUCUCAACUAUUAUACACUUGGUUUGAUGAGGGGACUGUCGAAAACAUCCCCUUUGAGAUUUUCGGCUUCUCUAGUCUCCAAGAGCUACUCCGACGCGCACAGUCUGAAGUCGUUGCCAUCCUGUUCAUGCGGGACCAGGAGGAGUCUAUUUCUGAGCUGGCUACGGCCCUUGGUACCACUACACCGCAGCUUCUCCAGGACAAUUUUUCCAAGACCAUCGCAUACAGUAUGGCUCAUGACAUCAGCAUCCGUAAGAAUGAACAGCAGAAUCGGAACGGCGAAACCCGACUACGCAAGCUACUUGGGCGAGAGAAGUUCCUCGAUGGUAUCUACGUGAACUUCGCCGACAUUAUCGGCUUGUUCGUCAGUCUGAUAGAUCAAGAAGAUCCUGUUGAGAGAUCGUGGGCCAAGGAAGCGGAGUUUGCCUAUGCUACCGAGACCAUGGCAAAUAUCAAAGAUUGCGGCCACUCUGACGUCGUUCUCGGAGCAAAUCAACAGCCCUCGUUCCAUGCGAAGUACCUCAGCAGAGAGAUCAGCCUUCUUUGCAGUCGUACAGAAUAUGAAUUGUCAUUACUCUGGACUCCUGCUCUGGUGGUCUCGGUUGCCAGGAAACUUCUCAACGGCGUACAUGCCGCAUUGGGGCCUCUGCACACUUGUUCCAUUAUUCGAAAGGUUAGGGUACUCAUGUGCUUGGCAGGUGCUCAUGCAUGGAGCUCAUAUGCACUCGAGAUGCUGCUCCAUUCUAUCCGUCCUUUCAUUGUUGACUCCGAGUGUGCGGAUGACGCAAUGGGGAUGAGUCAGUAUCUCUUGGAAAAGGGAUCGGAUGCUCUAACACAGUCGCCCUCGUUUCUCGCUGGUCAUGCCUUGUCGACGCUGGCAUCUCUCAGGGUCUUCCUUGAGUCUACCCAGUCGAGUACCACACAGGAGAGUCAAUUCAAAGCUACGAUGAGCAAAGCGCAGAAGUUCCAUUCCUGGUUUAACACCUACCUCGACAAGUAUAGCUCGCCUCACCUCCGAAACGACAAACAACGUGAUGCUUUCAAAGCGAUCACCCAGUCAGCAGCUCAUGUCCGCUCAUCUGGGAACGCCGAGCGAGGUACUCACGAGAGCAGGCUGCUUCUCGAGAUUCUUCAAGAUGAAGUCGACGAGGCUCAGCUGCUGAAUGAACCAUCGCGGAAACUGGCACUGGAGAUGCUCUGUCGACAGUUCAUCAUGCCGACUUCGGUUAGCAAUGACAUCCUGAGCUCAGACGACGAGGCAAAGGCAUUGGCCACAGCCGUUUGGAAGAGCUGCCAGGCACAAACACUGAGCGACGAUUAUCUGGCCUGGGCGGGUCGCGUCAUUGGGCGGGCUUUUGCCGCGUCUGGGAACAUCGAUCAUGACCUACUCCGAGAAUCCGACUUGACUCUAUACCGAAAAGUCUCACUAGGCAAGUUCGACUCUGAGCAGGGCUUACUAAACCUACUGCAGUCCCUUACGACAGCUAGUGACUGUUUCAAAGCCGGACUUGCAGAGUCGGCCUUGAGGACGAUACUCUCCGAGGCUGCAGCUCAAGGCGACCAUGGAUUGACGACAGCAUCUCAACAGGUUCUGUCUGAUCAACUGCUCGCAACAUCUGAAUGGGCACCGUAUCGAACACCGCCGUCAGACAAUAUCAGUGUCGAUGUUGUUCACGAAGACUACGCUUUCUCUGAUGAGGCGUGCCAGGAUCCGAAAUGGGCACAGAUCAUCACUGUCCGUUUAGUGCAGACAUUUCCGGACAGCAUCAUACUGAGUGCCUUGCCACCAAUACUCGCGAAUGUCAAAGGAUUUGCCCAAGAAGCGUUCCCUUACAUUGUCCAUCUAGUGCUGUCUUUUGAGCGCACUAUGAAACAAUCGGCAAAGCGAAGCCUCUCCAACGCCCUCAAGCACUGGUUGAAGCUUGACACGCCAAUAGCAAGAGAAAACAUCGGUCUUUUGAUGAACGCUGUUUUGUAUCUUCGAACACAGCAGCUGCCUGGUGAGAGCUCCAUAGCUGAUAGAAUUCAGUGGCUCGAUCUGGAUCUGUCCUUGGCCGCUUCAGCUGCCACGAGAUGUGGCAUGUACAAGACAGCCCUGUUGUUCGUUGAACUGGCCUCUUCUGACGGAUCGCGCUCUUCUCGGCGCUCUUUAGCCGCUCGGGCUCAGGAAUCUGCGGACGUGCUGUUAGACAUCUUUGAGAAUAUCGACGAUCCGGAUGCUUACUACGGCCUGGGUCACGCGUCAAGUUUAAGCAACGUCCUAUCCCGGCUGGAAUAUGAGAAAGAUGGCAGCAAAAGUCUAGCCUUCCGGGGAGCUCAAUACGAUAGCCACCUUCGCAGAGGAGACGUAGCCGCCAUCAUUGACAGUCAAUCGCUCGUCGCAACUCUGAGUGGUCUUGGUCUGUCCGGCCUAUCGCAUUCCCUGCUACAGAAUCAGCAAAGUCUUGAACGCUCAUCCACGACUGUUGAGACUACUUUCAGCACAGCGAGGAAGCUGGAGAUCUGGAACUUGCCGGCACCAAAAUCCACACAUCAUCCUUCUGUGACCAUCUACAAAGCUUACCAAGCGUGGAACCAGGCUGUCGAGAUGAACGCCGUGAGAAAGGUGACCUAUGAUGGGUUCAGUGAGACUAUGCGAAACGUGAUCAAGCACGACAUUGGACCACUACAACUUCGACAGAACCUAGGAGCUUUAGCUGUGUUGGCAGAAGUCAACGACACGAUCGAUGUUUCUGACCCUAGCGAUCUCGACGAGAUAUUGACAGUAUUUGGCAAUCGCUCGAGCUGGAUGAAGAGUGGACGAUACGAAGACGUCAGGCAGAUCCUGUCUUGCAGAGACACUACUUUGAGUAUGCUGUCCAAAACCUCCCAGCUUCGGAGCACGGCCAGAGUGAAGCCCCCAGAAGCGAGACUAGUUCAAGUGAAGUCGAUGUUGCUGUCAGCUGGUCUCCAUCGGUACCAUCAAGCUUUUCAGGAGUCUUUAAACAUCGCAACGUCUCUUACCGAUCUGGUUCCGUCAAGUACGGAUCUCGGGUUGUACCUUGAUUCAGCGGCAAGGGUCGAGGCAGCUGAUUCUUUAUGGGACCAUGGUGAGAUGCUGUCUUCGAUUCACAUGCUCCAAAGCAUUGACGAAGACACAAACCUCAAGAAGCAGACCAUCCCUCUCAGCAGGCCUGAUCUUCUCGCCAAGACCGCAUAUCAGGUCUCUGUCGCGAGGCUCGAGAAGCCGGAUAGCAUUCAGAAGAAAUACUUGCAGCCUGCGCUGAAGGAGUUGAAGGGUAGAGCGGACGGACGAGAGGCUGGAAAGGUCUAUCAUCAGUUCGCCAUGUUUUGCGACGAGCAGUUACAGAAUCCAGACGGUCUUGAAGACCUAGCUCGGCUGCAGCACCUAAGACAGGGGAAGAACGACGAGGUCACGCAGCUCCAAGGACUGUAUUCAUCCGCGAGAGACACUCAGACCAAGGCGAGAUACAACAACCACCUUAAAAAGGCGGAGAAGUGGCUCGAGCUUGAUGAACAGGAGCUGCGGCGAGUGGAACAAAGCCGCAGCGAGUUCGUCCGGCUGAGCUUGGAGAACUACCUCUUGUCGCUGAUCGCCUCCGAUGACCACGAUAAUGAUGCGCUGAGAUUCACUGCUCUCUGGCUUGAGCGUUCAGGCGAAAGCUUUACGAAUGAAGCAGUGCGGAAAUACAUCGACAAAGUCGCAACGCGCAAGUUCGCACCUCUCAUGAAUCAACUUACUUCGCGGCUCCUGGAUCAGGGCAGUCUCUUCCAGAAGCUACUCCUUGAGCUCGUAUAUCGCAUAUGCGUCGAUCAUCCAUACCAUGGGAUGUACCAGAUCUGGUCGGGCCACAUGUCGAGACCCAAGAAGGAAGACGAAGCUGCUCAACUCCGGCGGCAAGCCACCCAGAGGGUGGCCAAAAGGCUCGCCCAGACGGAGGCGUCCGCCAAAACAUGGUCUGCCAUCAACGGAAUAAGCCGAGCAUACCACGUGCUAGCUGUGGAAGGCGGCUACAAGGGAGGCCAGAAGGUUGCGAUGAGGGAUUCAGCUGCCGGCUCUACCCUCGCCAGCUCCCUCGCAAAGUAUCACAUACCGCCCCCGACCAUGCAGAUAGAGCUUUCGGCCAACUUGGACUACACUCACGUCCCUACCAUGACGAAGCUAGAACCAAGCAUGACGAUUGCGAGCGGUGUGAGCGCACCCAAGAUAAUCACCAUAGUAGGGAGCAAUGGGGAACGGUUCAAGCAGCUCGUCAAAGGCGGCAAUGACGAUCUCCGUCAGGACGCAAUCAUGGAGCAAGUAUUUGCCGCGGUAUCGUCUGUCCUGAAACUGCAUCGUUCCACGAGGCAGCGCAACCUCGGCAUCAGGACAUACAAAGUUUUGCCACUGACGAACGUGUCGGGGCUUAUCGAGUUCGUGUCGAACACGAUACCGCUCCAUGACUAUCUGAUGCCGGCUCACGAGCGGUACCAUCCCAAGGACUUGAGAGGAUCACAGUGUCGUAAGGAGAUUUCCGGUGUUCAAGAAAAGUCCGCCGAGGUACGCGUCGCCACUUAUAAGAAGGUCACUGAGCGGUUCCAGCCCGUCAUGCGUUACUUCUUCAUGGAGAAUUUCGUCGACCCGGACGAGUGGUUUGCCAAGCGGACAGCGUACACCCGAACCACAGCAGCGAUUUCGAUGCUCGGUCACGUCCUUGGCCUUGGCGAUCGUCACGGCCAUAACAUCCUUCUCGAUUCCAAAAAUGGCGAGGUCGUGCACAUCGAUCUGGGUGUGGCUUUCGAGACAGGGCGUGUGCUGCCAGUCCCUGAACUCGUGCCGUUCCGGCUCACGCGGGACAUUGUGGACGGGAUGGGCAUCACCAAGACCGAAGGCGUGUUCCGGCGAUGCUGCGAGUUCACCCUCGAUGCACUGCGGGAAGAGACGUACUCAAUCAUGACGAUCCUCGAUGUGCUGCGGUAUGAUCCGUUGCACUCGUGGUCCAUCAGCCCAGUGCGCGUGGCGAAGCUGCAGGACACGAGGCGAGACGAGGCGCCGGACGAGACUUCGGAGAGCGUGCUCAGCCCCAGGCGGAAGAGCGCAGCGGGCGCUGCCGGAGGCGUAGUCAACGAGCCGAGCGAGGCCGACCGCGCGCUCGAGGUCGUUCGCAAGAAGCUCAGCAAGACCUUGAGUGUGACGGCCACAGUCAACGAUCUGAUCAACCAGGCGACCGACGAGAGGAACCUGGCGAGUUUGUAUUCAGGGUGGGCCGCGUACGCUUGA